Messenger RNA from Hypanus sabinus (Atlantic stingray), 1960 nucleotides. RefSeq names its product complement factor H-related protein 1-like. Lineage: Eukaryota; Metazoa; Chordata; Chondrichthyes; Myliobatiformes; Dasyatidae. The record is from RefSeq and is a predicted model, not a curated record. The coding region runs from base 230 to 1495 and encodes 421 amino acids. The transcript is spliced from 11 exons.
UCGGUGUGAAGAGCAAGGAUUGACACCAAAUCCAACCUGUGUAGAAAUCAGAUGCAACAUACAAAUAGCUGCAACUAUUUACCCGAAUCCAUGGACAAAACGAAUUGGAGAUGAGAUAACGUAUUAUUGCAAUUCUGACAGAAAGAGACGCAGUUCUUUAUGUACACCAACUGGAUGGAAUCCCCCUCUAAAAUGCACUGGUCCAUGUUUAAGCCCAAAUAUUCCCAACAUGAAGUAUCUCAGAAAAACUUUAUUCAGAGAUGGAGAACGACUGAAUAUUGAAUGUGCUCAUGGGUUCAGAUUGCAAGGAGAUGAUGUAAUCACAUGCAAGGAUGGAGAAUGGUUUGUCGACCGAUCUUUUCCAACUUGUAUUGAACAGGGAUGUGCGCCACCACCAAAGAUAACGAAUGGAAGAUAUACUCCUCGUCAACAUAGUUAUGCUGAAGAUGAAUUUGUGACUUACUCUUGUAGUAAAGACUAUGAACUUUUUGGAGAACGUGAGUUGCGAUGUAUUUCCAAUAGAUGGACACGACUACCUGUUUGUGUUGAUGUGAAAGCUGUCUGUUCAGAUCCACAUCCAUCAGUAGAACAUGGAGACAUCAAUUUUAUGGAAGAUUACAAACUAAUUUAUACAUGUCGUGCUGGAUAUACUAUGGACGGCUCAGGAGUGGUAAUGUGUGUUAAUGGAAAAUGGUCAGACCCUCCAACGUGCAAUUCUCCUCCAGAUCCUCGUCAAGUCUGUGAUCUUCCACCUCAAGUAGAAAAUGGAGACACAAUGGAAAUCACUACACCACCAUAUCGUCAUGGUAUGAAAGUAACAUAUCAGUGUCAGAAUUUCUACAUCUUGGAAGGAGAAAGAGAAGUUACCUGUUCUGGUGGAAGUUGGUCAAAACCUCCACGCUGUCUCGCACCAUGCAUUUUGACAGAAGAAGAUUUUACAAGUAAAGGUGUAAUAUUAAGAUGGAAAUUCCAAACAAGAAUAGAUGUGAAAGAUGGGGAUGUUUUAGAAUUCAGAUGCCGUGAAGGAUUUGAAAUUGAACAACCAGCAAGGAGAUACUGCCAUAAUGGAAGUUUGGAAGUUCCCAGGUGCAUUAGCAAUGAUAGGAGUGAAUGCAGACCUUUAGAAUAUUUUGCUUGCCAAUCAUGUGCAAUUGACGAAAUCUGUAUUGAAUAUAAUUCAAAAAGCGUAUCAAUAACAAGACCAGAUCAGAGCACAAUUGUAUUAGAUGGAAUCAGAGGUGAGAGCAAUGCUUUGUUCUCGGUGAAGACUAGCAGAGUACUGAGAGGAAGCACUUUGAAGUUUUUUAUAAAAGAAUCCAGCAAUGCAAAAAUGAAAGUAAUAUUUGGCACAGAGCCUCAAAGCAUACUGUAUGAACAACCUGCAGUAGGAGAGUACUGCUUUCCAUUCUCCUUAAGUAAUACAAUCACUUUCAAUGUUACAUUCACUCAAGGUUUCAGGAUUAGAUUUGAUGAAAAGAGUCAAUAUCAAAGCUAAAAGUUUGAAAGUUGAAAUGCUGCAAGAUGUGUUGUUACAAACUUCAAGAAAUGACGACUGACCGCUCCCAAGUUUUAAAGAUUUGGUUACUGAAUAACGGAUAUUAAUAGGAUAGAUCGUUACACGUCUAUUAAUUCUGAAGCAAAGUAUGAAUUAUGCUGGAACAUCUGGAGAAUGUUUCUUGAAAAUUCAUUGAAUUUAGAAAAUAUUAGAAUUUUUGAAGAUGUUACUUUCCUUUUAUGGAUUGCCUUAAUUAUCAUUAAUGGAAACAAUCUUUUAAAAGAUGAGACAAGCUUAAGUUAAUCAAGUUACUUUUCAGACUUCCUUUCUCUGUUGUCAACUAUAUUGUGUAACUAUAGAAAAGCAGCUAGUGCAUAUUGUGUAUUCAUUUCUUUGUAUCAGGAAUGGAUGAACAGGCUCAUUUAGUAUAUGAUGAAACUUUAAUUAUAAUGCAUGAAAAUAUUG